Molecule: messenger RNA, 1369 nt
Organism: Bufo bufo (common toad)
Lineage: Eukaryota; Metazoa; Chordata; Amphibia; Anura; Bufonidae
Gene: XXYLT1
Product: xyloside xylosyltransferase 1
Exons: 4
Coding region: 56-1213 (385 amino acids)
Molecular function (GO): UDP-xylosyltransferase activity
Source: RefSeq, a predicted model, not a curated record
GCCGUAAGUCCAGCAUGGCUGCCCCCUGUUGCACUGUGAUGUUGUGGCGUUAUGUAUGAGGAGCCUUGUGUCCGCUGUGAUGAGUGAGCCGCCGCUGACCUACAGGAUCGUUACUAUGAGGUCCUACCAGGCUGUGCUGCUGCUGCUCGCCGCCCUGGCAGUGUUUGCCUUCUAUUACUUGGGUUCUGGGAAGGAGAAUUUCUCCAGCACCACUCGGAGGAUGAAGGAACACAGCGCAAUCCCAGACAUGGAGCUGCUGCCUCCUUCUUCCUCAGAACUGAAGCUGGGUGAAGGGAAGAGCAAGAACCUGGAGAGCCGGGGGGUGCAGGACUACCAUGUCCUGAUGAUGUUCACCAAGGUGGACAGGGCUCCAGGGCUCAGGAGCAAGUUCCAGGUGGCGCUCCACUCCCUGGUCAAGUACGGCAAGUUCGAGAGUACGGAGGUGCUGAGCCUGCACUUUGUAGCUGACGAGUCCAGCAAAGAGAUCGGCAAGACUAUGCUCCGCGACCUGCUGCAGGGCGCCAGCUUUAAGUAUAAGGUCAUUUUCCAUGAUGUCAGCAGCCUGACAGAGAAGCUGGUUCCAAUAGUAGAAGCCAUGCAGAAGUUGUUCAGUGCUGGUACUGGAACGUACUACAGUGAUUCCAUCUUUUUCCUCUCUGUUGCUCUACACCAGAUAAUGCCAAAAGAUAUCUCUCGAAUCAUUCAGCUAGACUUGGAUUUGAAGUUCCAGACCAACAUCAGGGAACUGUUUGAGGAGUUUGAUAACUUUCUACAGAACUCAGUCAUUGGAAUAGCACAUGAAAUGCAGCCUGUGUACAGACAUACUUUUUGGCAGUACCGUCGUGAAAACCCAAACACCAAGGUUGGAGGUCCUCCACCAGAUGGGAUGCCUGGAUUUAACAGUGGAGUGAUGCUGCUGAACCUAGAAGCCAUGCGACAGUCCAAACUUUACAACCAGCUGUUAGAACCCAAUGCAGUGCGCCUACUUGCAGAAAAAUAUCAUUUCAAAGGUCAUUUGGGAGAUCAAGACUUCUUCUCCAUGAUUGGGAUGGAGCAUCCAGAACUGUUUUAUGUUCUAGACUGUGGCUGGAAUAGGCAGCUGUGCACCUGGUGGAAAGAUCAGGGCUAUGCUGACAUCUUCGACCUGUAUUACAAAUGUGAAAGUCACAUAAGAAUUAUCCAUGGUAAUUGCAAUACUCCAAUUCCAGAAUAAUAGGGCUCAGGGUUAUUUAGAGAUGGAAAAAUCAGUGGUUAAGUCUGCUAUGCGAUUUCACAAAAAUGGGGUGGACAUUUAUGUAUUUUUGAACUUUUUAUGAUGUAAAAAAAAAUCACGAAGGUCCAACUAGACGUGGCAUGCUGUUUUCUAGGG